This is a messenger RNA of Colletotrichum truncatum, 1557 nucleotides long. RefSeq names its product D-arabinono-1,4-lactone oxidase 1. The record is from RefSeq and is a predicted model, not a curated record. Lineage: Eukaryota; Fungi; Ascomycota; Sordariomycetes; Glomerellales; Glomerellaceae. Gene Ontology annotation, molecular function: D-arabinono-1,4-lactone oxidase activity; FAD binding. Gene Ontology annotation, cellular component: membrane; mitochondrion.
AUGGACCCGACCAUCGUCGCAGAGCUCGAGAAGAACGCCGAUGAUGGCGUUGCGUUCCGCGCCCGUCCCAACCACGUCCACCACACCUGGGCCAAGACCUUUUACUCCCUCCCGGAGCUGUACAUUCAGCCCGAGUCCCUGCCCGAGGUCGAAAAGGUCGUGAACCUCGCGCGCAAAUGUCGCCGCCGCAUCGUCACCGCCGGGUGCGCCCACUCACCGUCCAACAUCACUUGUACCUCGAGCUGGCUCGUCAACCUUGACAACUUCAACCGCAUUCUCUCCGUCGACAGCUCUACAGGCAUUGCCGUGAUCCAGAGCGGAAUCCGCUUGUAUACCCUCUGCGACGACCUGGCGCGCCAUGGCUUGACCAUGCCCAACCUGGGCAGCAUCAACCACCAGUCCAUAGCCGGCGCCAUCUCGACCGGCACCCACGGCAGCAGUCUCUUCCACGGGCUCAUGUCGGAGGAUGUGCUGGCGCUCAAGAUCACGCUCGCCAAUGGCAAGACCGAGUCGUGCUCGCGCGAUGAAAACACAUCGCUCUUCCGCGCCGCCCUCCUCUCACUCGGCGCGCUAGGAAUCAUCACCGAAAUCACAUUCCGCGCAGUGCCCUCUUUCACGCUGCGAUGGACGCAGACCAUCGACACCGACCUCAAGAUGUUCAACUCGUGGCGCAAGAACCUGUGGACGCAGAGCGAGUUCGUCCGCGUGUGGUGGUUCCCCUACACCCGGAGGGCCGUGGUCUGGAAGGCGGACAAGUCGGACGAGAAGCACGUCAACCCUCCCAAGAGGAAUUACGACGGCCCGCUGGGCUACUACCUGUACCACAACCUGCUGUACGUCGCACAGCACAUCCCGCGGAUACUGCCGUGGGUCGAGUGGUUCAUCUUCGGCAUGCAGUACGGCUUCGCCAACGGGUCCACCAUCUCGGCGGUCCAGCCCAGCCGCGACGCGCUGCUCAUGAACUGCCUCUACUCGCAGUUCGUCAACGAAUGGGCCAUCCCGCUCGACAAGGGGCCCGAGGCUCUCCGCCGCCUGUCGUCGUGGCUUAACCACCUGACGCCGGCGGACCCGGACUACGUCCCGCACAACAUCCCCUUCUCCGCCGACGGGCUGUACGUCCACGCGCCGGUCGAGGUCCGCGUGAGCGAUACCUCGCUUACCACCAACGCGCGGCCGUUCCUCGACCCGACCCUUCCCGACGGACCUACGCUGUACCUCAACGCGACGUUGUACCGGCCGUACCUGAUGGACCCGCCGUGCCGGGUGCGGUAUUACGAGGCGUUUGAGUGGCUGAUGACGGACCUGGGCGGCAAGCCGCACUGGGCCAAGAACUUUAUAGAAAACGAGGCGAUUGAGGAGAUUUACGGCGAGCAGCUGGACGAGUGGCGGGCGGUGAGGAACGAGGCCGAUCCCGAGGGCAUGUUUGUCGGCCAGUGGCACCGCGAGAAGGUCCUGGGCAACGGCCCGAGGCUCGCCUUGGAGGAGGUAGAGGUGGAGAGGACGCCGGACAAGAGCGGCGGAGUGAGAGUCACCGGCGCCGUGGCCAAAUCAUCAUGA